Messenger RNA from Hypanus sabinus (Atlantic stingray), 3029 nucleotides. It is a transcript of the gene blmh, whose product is annotated as bleomycin hydrolase. The transcript has 12 exons. Gene Ontology annotation, cellular component: cytoplasm. Gene Ontology annotation, molecular function: cysteine-type aminopeptidase activity. Gene Ontology annotation, biological process: proteolysis; L-homocysteine catabolic process; response to toxic substance. NCBI's taxonomy places the organism in Eukaryota, Metazoa, Chordata, Chondrichthyes, Myliobatiformes, Dasyatidae. The coding region runs from base 239 to 1645 and encodes 468 amino acids. The record is from RefSeq and is a predicted model, not a curated record.
UUUAUAUUGAAUGUGAUGUCGAAAUUUGUAAGGACGCCCUGUUAUUGCUCUUGACAAAAACGGGGACCGUGCAUUUGCAGUUGCAGUUAGACAAAGCUUUACACCGCUGGAUCGCCGGCUCUUUGCCGGCGGAAGUUACUUCGGUUUCCGGUCGCUACUGCCUCCCCGACGCCGAGGGAAUCUUUAAAGUUGUAGAAAUUGAAGAAGGCAACUUUCUGUGUGUUUGUCGUGCGACAGAAUGGCAGAAGGACUAUCCCAAGAGAAGGUGGCAACUUUCACCAAAAACUUCAAAGCUGUGCCACAAUACGGCUUUGCCCAGAAUGUGGCAACCAGUGGUGACCUUCUACAGGCUUAUCUCCAUCGGCAGGUUAUUCAAGAAACCUCAAGUGUAUUCAAACAUGUCAUCCCUGCAGAAGGAAAACCGGUUACCAACCAAAAAAAUACAGGACGGUGCUGGAUCUUUUCUUGCUUCAACGUGAUGCGUCUUCCAUUGAUGAAGAAAUUUAACAUCGAAGAACUUGAGCUCAGUCAAGCUUAUAUAUUCUAUUGGGAUAAGCUUGAGCGCUGUUACUAUCACUUGAAUGCAUUCAUUGAGAUUGCUCAGAGAAAUGGCAAGGAAAAGGAGCCCUUUGAUGGUAGACUGUCACAGUUCCUGCUAGCAAAUCCUUCAAACGAUGGAGGCCAGUGGAAUAUGCUUGUCAACCUCAUUGAAAAAUAUGGAGUUAUGCCUAAGAAGUGCUACCCUGAAUCUCACAGUUCAGAAGCCAGCAGAGCCAUGAAUGAUGUUCUGAAUCACAAGUUGCGAGAAUUCUAUUGGCGCCUGAGAAAGCUGGUAGAGAAUGGGUCGACUAAGGAGGAACUCUCUUCUCACGUGGAUGAUAUGAUUGAGCAGAUCUUCAGAAUCAUCAACAUUUGUUUGGGAACUCCCCCUGAAACUUUUACAUGGGAAUUCAGGGACAAAGAAAAAAACUACCAUAAGAUUGGGCCAAUCACACCUCUUCAGUUUUACCAAGAACACGUGAAGCCUCUUUUCAACAUGAAAGACAAGGUGUGCUUGGUUAAUGACCCUAGAUCCUUCAACCCCUACGGAAAGCUGUACACAGUAGAUUUUCUGAAUAACAUGUCAAAUGGAAGGAAGGUUUUGUACAUCAACCAGCCGAUUGAGAUACUGAAGCAGAUGGCCGCUGCUUCCAUCAAAGAUGGAGAGGCAGUCUGGUUUGGGUGUGAUAUAGGAAAACAAUUUUGCAGCAAGCUAGGAAUCAGUGAUCUCAAUAUACUGAAUCAAGAGCUACUGUUUGGAGUUACUCUGAAGAAUCUGGGCAAAGCAGAAAAGCUGAUGUAUGGUGAAUCACAGAUGACACAUGCUAUGGUUCUAACUGGUUUCUCUGAAAAGGGUGAAAAUGAAGCAGAGUAUGAAAAAUGGAGAGUGGAAAAUUCAUGGGGAGAAGAAAGUGGGAACAAAGGUUACCUUGUUUUAUCAGACGAGUGGUUCACCGAAUACAUUUAUGAAGUGGUUGUGGAUAAGAAGUAUGUGCCAGCAGAAGUUCUUGAAGUACUGGAGCAGGAACCAAAAGUUCUUCCAGCUUGGGAUCCAAUGGGUUCUCUGGCGUGUGGAACCAAGAGUGAUUUCAUUUUACGGGCAUGAUUCACAUUCAAAAUACAAGGCAAUUAGAAGGUGCAAAUUGUGAACUUUAAGGGAGAAGUAUUUUUGCUUUGGUUUUCUUUAGUUUAUCUUUUAGUAUUUACAAAGUCACCUAGCUAUAUUGUAACCUUGACAUAAACUGGUUAAUAUCUUUAACAAUGUACAAUGUCUUGUGAGGCUGGGAACUGGGGGGGGGGGGGGGGGGGUUCGAGAGAGUCAGGAGGAAGACGCUGAGGAAGGUGGACGUGCGCUGCACUGCUUGGUUGACCACCGGGGGUGGUCCUGGGUGCGAAGACGUGGAGGUCGGAGGCAAGCGACGAGGGGUCGAAUGGUUCGAUGGUUGAGCUCCAAUGAUGUGCACUAAACUGACUGAACUUUGAUUAGUUGGCACCUUUUGGUUUUUCUUUUCUUUCAUAUAUAUUGUAUUGCCUAGUACUCUUUUAGUUUUAGUAAACUCUUUAAAGUGUAUUUCAUAACGGUAUCUGGUGUGAUUUUGAUACUGUGUGCGGGCGCAAGGCAUAAACUCGAUUCUCACAGCACCUGCGUGUACGGGAGGUGGGAUUGGUGUGUGGCUGGAUCUCCUUUUCCCCUAGACAUAUACCAGCCUGUUGGUUAAGUGUUACAACAAGAAUGCAUAAAAUGUUAUUAGUUCAGAUAUGUAUGUUACAUGCCUUAAAAUAAAAGAUCCUGUUCAAAGUAAUUUCUCAUCAAAUGAAUAGGUGCUGUGGCAAAUUUCACUAAAAGCUCAAUUAUAAAUCCAUCUUCUGACCUAAGCGGUCAGAGGAAGAUGGAUAAUCACAAUUUAAAGUAGUUAUCCUAUUCCUCAGCAAUUAUCAAAACAAAGGCAUUGAUAAUAUUAGCAUCUGUAGAAUCAGCAAAGAGGUGAUUAUACCCUCUUCUAACCCACUGCGCAAUUAUUUCCAACUCUUAUCAACAAUUCAAAUAUUUUUUUGAAAUUUUAUUUAAAGAUUCAGCCUUUUGUACUUUAUAUAAUCAAUUCACCUUGCUAGUCGUUUACAAGAUUUAGAUAUAAACUGAUGAUCAGUUAACACCUGCUUUACAGACAUCCUAUCUUAAGGAUGCAAGAGGUCUGGAACUCACAGUGCCUUGCGCUUUCACAGUUAAGGUUAUUUGCUGACCUAAGGCACUGAGCAACAUCAUUCUGUGUUUACUUUUAACCAGAUUCAAAAGAAAGUAACUUCUGAGAAACUGAAAACAGGAUGUCAAAUCAAACGCUCAGAUUGCUACACUAACAAGCCUACACCCUUGUGUAAAUGUUGGUGCAGGCACUGUGCCCAUUAUCUACUCUAACGCAUAUAAAAGGAAAAAGUAACAAUAAGUUGCUAUUGAAGUACUAGAAUAAAGAUGAAUGUACAGUGUUUAUGAA